AUGGGCGAGUUGCCUGACUACCAAGACUCAAUCGUCCUACCGAACAAGUACAAACUAUGGAAGGGCACAUUGGAGCGUCCAGAGAACGGAGUACAUCUUGCCGUCAAGAUGCUGAGCUACCGUACGGAGAUCGAUACUCAAUACGAAAUCGCAGCAAUUGAGCAGUGGACAAAUGGUCCCUUGAAGGGCAAACUCGAGCUUUUGGACCCACCCCCAGACGAGUGGGAAUUGAACUCAAAGGAUGGACACCGGUGA
This is a messenger RNA of Penicillium oxalicum, 255 nucleotides long. RefSeq lists its product as uncharacterized. Bases 1 to 255 code for a protein of 84 amino acids. The record is from RefSeq and is a predicted model, not a curated record. The transcript has 2 exons. Lineage: Eukaryota; Fungi; Ascomycota; Eurotiomycetes; Eurotiales; Aspergillaceae.